AGUCCACGAUCUUAGCUUAAAACCCGCCUUAUAUUUAUUUCUUUCCUGGUCUUUAAGCUAUCAUUUUUCAGGCUGCAAAUCUGCAUCUCUAUAGCUGCCCUUAUAACAUCAACUGGUAUAGAUAAUGGAGGAAGGAAAACGAAAGGCUAAUAUGGCAGAUAAGAAAAUGAGUAGUAAAGAUAUUGGAAGCAUUGUUAAGAAGAAUAAAAAUGGAUCUAUAAGCUCCAUUUUCAUGCAUGCCGAUGGUGUAGAUAUGUGUUUGAUGGCUGUAGGCUUCAUUGGAGCUGUUGCAGAUGGCACUGUUGCACCCUUGAUUAUAUAUUUGACUGGUCGCAUGUUUAACAGUGUUGGUGGUGCUAAUGAAGCUUCAUCUGUUGGUAUUCUCGUCCACAACGUUCGCCAAGUUGCUCUGUAUGUUGUUCUGAGUGCAUGUGGGGGAUGGGCUGGGUCCUUCCUAGAAGGAUUUUGUUGGACAAGAACAGGUGAAAGACAAGCUACGAGAAUGAGAACAAGGUAUUUGAAAGCUGUUCUAAGGCAAGAUGUAGGCUACUUUGAUUUGAAUGUAACAAGCACAGCUGAAGUAGUCACAAGUGUUUCCAAUGACAGUCUCAUAAUUCAAGAAGUUAUUAGUGAGAAGGUCCCAAACUUAAUAGCAAGAGGUUCUACAUUUAUUGGAACUUACAUAGCAGCUUUUCUGAUCCUAUGGAGACUAGCCCUUGUGAUUUUCCCUUCUGUUUUGUUGUUGGUGGUUCCUAGUUUAAUAUAUGGGAAGAUUUUACUAGGUCUUGCAAGGAAGAUUAGGGUGGAGUACAAUAAGGCCAGCACAAUAGUAGAACAGGCAAUAUCUUCCAUAAGGACAGUUUAUGCCUUUGUUGGUGAAAACAAAACCACAACUGAAUUCUCUGAAGCUCUACAAGGAUCCUUGAAGUUAGGGUUGAGGCAAGGGCUGGCUAAAGGCUUGGCCAUUGGAAGCAAUGGCAUCACUUUUGCUAUUUGGGCUUUCAUUACCUACUAUGGUAGCAGAAUGGUCAUGUACCAUGGAGCUCAGGGAGGAACUAUUUUCAUAGUAGGCACCUGCAUUGCUACUGGUGGACAACAACUUGGUACUAGUUUAUCCAACCUGAAGCCUUUAUCUGAAGCACGUUCAGCUGCCGAACGAAUAAAUGAAGUGAUAAGAAGAACCCCAAAAAUAGAUGCGGAUAACAUGGAAGGGGAAAUUUUGGAUAAUAUUUUAGGAGAAAUUGAAUUCAAGCAAGUAGAGUUUGCAUACCCUUCAAGGCCUGAGAGCAUAAUUUUCAAGAACUUUUGUCUCAAAAUUCCUGCAGGAAAGACUGUGGCCUUGGUGGGUAGUAGUGGAUCAGGAAAAUCAACUGUGAUAUCAUUGUUGGAAAGGUUUUAUGACCCACUUGAAGGGGAAAUACUUGUUGAUGGGGUUUCUAUUAAUAAAUUGCAGCUCAAGUGGUUAAGGUCACAAAUGGGGUUGGUGAGUCAAGAGCCUACAUUGUUUGCAACAACCAUUAAAGAGAACAUACUUUUUGGAAAGGAGGAUGCUGGAAUGGAAGAGGUUAUUGAAGCUGCUAAAGCUUCCAAUGCCCAUAACUUCAUUUCUCAGUUGCCUCAAGGAUAUGACACCCAGGUUGGUGAAAGAGGGGUUCAAAUGUCUGGUGGACAGAAACAACAAAUUGCUAUAGCAAGAGCCAUGAUUAAAGCACCCAAAAUCCUCCUACUAGAUGAGGCAACAAGUGCAUUAGACUCUGAAUCUGAACGUAUUGUGCAACAAGCUCUUAACGAGGCCUCCGUUGGACGCACAACUAUCAUCGUUGCACAUCGUCUUUCUACCAUUAGACAUGCAGAUUUAAUUGUUGUCGUCAAAGAUGGUCAGGUCAUGGAAAUGGGGUCACAUGAUGAAUUAAUGGUCAACGAAAAUGGCUUCUAUCCCAUGCUAGUGCAACUUCAACAAACAGAACAAGUAAAAGUCCAAAACAAAGGAAAUAAAGAUUUAUCUACGAAUAAUUCCGCUUACAUAACAAACACGGAAAUCAAUAUUACAAGCAGUCGUAGACUUUCUUUACCCAGUCGGACAAGUUCAGCCAACUCUGUAGCACCAGAUCAUGCUUCACUAGUUGGAGAAAUGAAUGUUGAGGAUAAAAAAACAUCUGCACCAUCUUUCAGGAGAUUGUUGGCCUUGACUUUACCAGAGUGGAAACAAGCUACUCUGGGAUGCUUAAGCGCAAUUUUAUUUGGUGCAGUGCAACCACUUUCAGCCUUCACAAUGGCGUCAAUGAUAUCAAUAUUUUUUCUCACAGAUCAUGGUGAAAUUAAAGAAAAGAUAAAGGUUUAUGCUCUGAGUUUCCUUGGGCUUUCGUUGUUUUCUUUGAUAAUAAAUAUUAUCCAGCAUUACAAUUUUUCUUACAUGGGAGAGCACUUGACAAAGAGGAUAAGAGAGAAGAUGCUUUCAAAGGUGUUGACUUUUGAAGUUGGGUGGUUUGACCAAGAUGAGAAUUCCAGUGGCACUGUUUGUGCUAGGUUAGAGAAAGAUGCUACUGUGGUGAGAUCUUUAUUUGGUGAUGGAGUGUCUCUUCUUGUGCAAACCAUCUCGGGUGUAACUAUAGCUUGUGCGAUGGGCCUAUUCAUUGCGUGGAGACUUGCCAUUGUCAUGAUUGUUGUCCAACCGCUCAUCAUCCUUAGCAUGUACACUCGGAUGGUUAUUCUUAAAAAAAUGUCUGUGAAAGCCAGAAAAGCACAAGAAGAAAGUAGCAAGCUUGCUGCAGAGGCAGUUUCCAACCACAGAACUAUUACUGCCUUCUCAUCUCAAGAUCAAAUCAUGAAAAUGUUGCAAGCAGCCCAAGAAGUUCCAAGAAAAGAGAAUGUUAGACAAUCUUGGUUUGCAGGUCUAGGACUUGGUUCAGCUCAAUUUCUUACUGCUUGUAUUAUGGCCUUUGAUUUUUGGUAUGGUGGAAAACUCAUAUCUCAAGGAUAUAUCACUGCUAAAGCCCUUAUUGAAACAUUCCUCAUUUUGGUUAGCACCGGCCUUGUAAUUGCUCAAGCUGCAAGCAUGACAUCGGACAUGGCCAAGAGCGCUGAGGUUGUUAGAUCUUUGUUUGCGAUAUUAGACCGCUGCACAAGGAUUGAACCUGAUGAAUCUAGUGGUUACCUUGCACAAGAAAUUACAGGAUGUGUAGAAAUCUGUGAUGUUGAGUUUGCAUAUCCGGCUCGACCUAAUGUGAGCAUUUUGAAAGAUUUCUCAAUUAGCAUAGAAGCCGGGAAAUCAACAGCACUGGUGGGACAAAGUGGGUCUGGUAAAUCAACCGUCAUUAGUUUAAUUGAGAGAUUUUAUGAUCCUGUAAAAGGAGUUGUGAAGAUUGAUGGUCGAGAUAUAAAGUCUUACAACCUAAGGUCAUUGAGGAAACACAUAGCACUUGUUAGUCAAGAACCAACACUAUUUUCUGGCACAAUAAGGGAAAACAUUCUAUACGGAGCACCUGAUAAAAUCGAUGAGUCCGAAAUCAUUGAGGCAGCCAAAGCAGCAAAUGCACAUGAUUUCAUAGCAGGUCUAGUAGAUGGUUAUGAUACCCGGUGUGGAGACAGAGGUGUGCAACUAUCUGGGGGCCAGAAGCAACGGAUCGCCAUAGCCAGAGCCAUAUUGAGGAACCCAGCAAUGUUAUUGUUAGAUGAAGCAACCAGUGCACUUGACAGUAAAUCUGAGAAAGUGGUGCAAGAGGCAUUAGAGCGAGUGAUGGUGGGAAGAACUAGUGUUGUUGUUGCACAUAGGCUAAGCACCAUUAAAAACUGUGAUCUUAUUGUUGUGUUAGACAAAGGGAAGGUGGUGGAGAAAGGCAACCAUUCAUCUUUGUUAGCCAAGGGUCCAACAGGAGCUUACUACUCUUUGAUUAAUCUUCAAAGUAGAGCACAUAAUUCUACUUAGUCAUUCAAAUAUGUUGGUGUAUUUUAGAUGAAAGUUCGAAUCAAGAAUUUCUGAUAUUAUGAAAA
Molecule: messenger RNA, 3990 nt
Organism: Gossypium raimondii (Peruvian cotton)
Lineage: Eukaryota; Viridiplantae; Streptophyta; Magnoliopsida; Malvales; Malvaceae
Product: ABC transporter B family member 15
Exons: 7
Coding region: 125-3925 (1266 amino acids)
Biological process (GO): transmembrane transport
Cellular component (GO): membrane
Molecular function (GO): ATP binding; ABC-type transporter activity; ATP hydrolysis activity
Source: RefSeq, a predicted model, not a curated record